AUGGCCGAACAAUCUCGCAUCCUCCGGCCUCGCCCCAGACGAGUCUUCGAUGUGACCCCCGCAUCCACCGAAUCGUCCGGCCCCCCAACACCCGCUGAGUCCAUGACAGAUUCCCACAGCCUGCAGCCCGACACAGCAUCCAACUCGACGAGCGUCAGCCGUACCGGUUCCGUGAUGAACCUCACCUCCUCCACGCUGUACGGCAUUUACUCACCCACUGCCUUUGAUGGGUUCCGCGAUGAGUCCAGCCCCUGGGGCACUGAAGCCAACUCCCCAGCCGCAGAGUACCCGCCCGAGCCAUCGCAACGCGCAGCCGAGAAAUCAGCCAUCAUGCCGCGGCGGAUGGCACUGCGGCGCACACGCUCCCGUUUGAGCCAAGGGCUGUUCAGGGGUGUCAUCUUGCCUCAGAUGCUGAGCUCGGCGCUGCUAUUUGGCUUUGGUAUUGCUUACGGUGUCAUUACAGUGAAUCUCCACGAGAACCAUUGGAUCACGCCUGUCAAGCUGGAGAACAUCCAUUAUUAUGAUUCAUGGCAUUACCUGGGCUUCUGGGGAUUGGUCGGUAUUGCGCUCGGCAAUCUACUUCCUUGGUUGGAUGGGUGGCGUGAGGCGACAGCUGAGAAGGAUGGUGGCUCCAAUGAUGAGGAGAGCGAAGACCGCACUCCGUCUUGGGUGACUGUUGCUCGCAGCGUUGGAGCUUUUGUUGGAAUUGCCUUUGCUAUGGUAAGUGAGAUUGAGCUGUGGUCUAAUUUAUCCAUGCUAACCUUGUAUCUUUCCUUGUUUCAGCGAAAACUUCCCUGGCAAUCUACCACCCAAGCGUCACUUACUCUUGCCCUCGCCAAUCCCGUCCUGUGGUACCUGAUCGAUCGCACGAAGACUGGCUUCGUGCUCUCCACCACCGUUGGCUUGACCGGAAUGGGUGUGAUCCUCGGACUCAAGCCAGAGCUUGUGCCCGCGUCAACCGGUCCGUCAUUCGGUACUGGUGUUCUGAACGGAACAGGACUCGAAACCACGCUGGGCGCUGGCAUUACGCAAGAGAGCUUGGCUGUGCGCGUGUGGGUCGCCAGUGUGAUUUUCUGCGCUUGCGUUUGCUUUGGAAAUGUUGGCCGACAACUUGCUAUCGGUGCCGGGAACAGAGAUACCAUGAAGCCAUGA
Penicillium brevicompactum is the source of this 1152-nucleotide messenger RNA. RefSeq names its product INSIG family protein. Lineage: Eukaryota; Fungi; Ascomycota; Eurotiomycetes; Eurotiales; Aspergillaceae. The record is from RefSeq and is a predicted model, not a curated record. Gene Ontology annotation, biological process: sterol biosynthetic process. The transcript has a single exon. Gene Ontology annotation, cellular component: endoplasmic reticulum. The coding region runs from base 1 to 1152 and encodes 383 amino acids.